AUAACUCACCCACACAGUCAAGCGUCACCACCCGACCAGCCAACACUCAGCUCUUGUCAGUCGGCGCGAGUCACAACCCAGUGUCCAUUCUUACCACCAUCCACUCCUGCUAGCGUCCACUCCUACCAGCGUCCACACUUACCAGCGUCCACUCUUACCAGCGUCCACUCCUACCAGCGACCACUCCUUCUAGCGUAUAUAAAAGGACAAGUCACCAGCCAGCAUCCGUUCGUGCUAGCGUACAGUAUAUAAGAGAACGAGUCACUACCCAGCAUUCACUUCUACUAGCAUAUAUACACAGAACAAGUCACCAACCAGCGUUCAUUCCUGCUCGCGUUUAUACACACUGACGUAGCUCGCCCUCCAUACUCAAGCACCAUGCGUGAAGUCACCAUCGUGGUCACCAUCCUCACCAUCGUCACCUGUCCCCUCCUGGUGACCUCCAUGGCAGCCGGUCCAACCGUGUACUCGUGGGGGCAGGAGUUCUGUAAGUUAUCGCUGUGUAGCAUCAUGCCUAGUGAUCGCUGGCAGGCCUGUUGUGACGAUUACAGUCGAUGCUGUGCCUACCUCGAGUACGCCAAGCCCCAAGGGCCUUUCUCCUUCCGGGAACGAGAGCACACCAGUCAUGCCCUUGUUAGUCGACCUGAUCACCUUCCGAGAGCAGAGAAUGGCCACUCAAUAAGGUCUCAACCUCUGAAAGAUGAACCAUCAAUCCCCCGCGAGCCUACACCCCGGCCUACACCCCGGCCUACACCCGAGCCUACACCUGAGACUAUAUCUAACCAUAGACCCCAGGUUAUACGACAGCCACCGAGCUUCUCCCAGACCAGACCCCUACCAGCCCCCGUUGAGGCCCUGCCCAGCCCCGUCCAUCGGCCCUCGAAAUCCUACAAUGAAGUGAUCAGGAGGAAGGAGGAGCAGUACUGUAGGGCCAAGUUCUGUAGUCUACUUGAGGGAAACAAACAACAACGAUGCUGUGACCACUAUAAACAAUGUUGUGUUUACGCCAAUAUGCGCCGUAAUGAUGGAUCUUUCCACUACGAUAAGGACCCAUGGAAUUACUAGCCAGCCAGCCUUCCGUGUCGACUGUUCACCGCUGUUCACCCACCUGGCCUCUCUGCAACCAUCAACCGUCAUCCAGUCAGAAAGUCAUCAAAUCAACCAAUGAGCUUAAAGCCAUCACCCAUCAACCAAUGAGCUAAGAGUCAUCAGCUGUCAACCAAUUAGCUGAGAGUCAUCAGCCACUCAGUUUAGAACAACUAGCCAAUUAGCUUCAAGCCACCACCAGCUAACGACGAACUAGCUUAAAGUCAUCAGUCAGUCAGCUUAAAGCUACCAGUCAUCACCCAACCAAAGCACCAGCUAACCAAGAGCCAGUCAGCCAACCAUAUCUUGCAAGCAAACCAUUCCUCAGAUGCCUGGCUUAGCCCUCCCUUAGUCGCUUGGUUUGGCCUCCCCUAACCCGUCGAGUGUGCCCUCAACCAACACCCAGUAGGAAGCCAACAGGACGGGAGGAAAGAGGUCGAUGGACUGUUUCACAAUAGUUAAAUUCCCCGAGAGCUUCAUAAUGUUUGGAUUCAAUGUAUGAAAUGAAUCUAACGUUAGAAAUAUAUGAUUUUUUCUGUUCCAUAUGAAAGAAUCCCAAGUCACAAGCUAAUAUAUUUAAUCACUGGUGAAGGAUUUGAAAACAGAUGUUCAAACAGGUAUUCUUGGACCUGUUGAGCGUUAAUGUACAGUAGUAUAAGAAUGUAGACUAGUGUUCAGAGACAUAUUAAUUAUUUAAUUAAUUACAAGUAUCGACACCUACUAUAAAGGAGUGAAUUCAGGUCUGAGAAAUAUAUAUUUUUUCUGUUUUUGUGGAGAAUAAAUGGAUCAAGAAUGGUGAAAAAAUAGAGUAUAUUCUUUUUCGCAUUCACUGUCAACAUGAGGGUUGCUUGUCUGUCUGUCUGUCAUUUCCUGUUGCCCAAAGAUGUUUUCUGUUGCUGCGGCGGUCUGUUCGCUCCCUCAAGUUGUCUGUGUCUUAAUAUUAAAUAACACAACGCAUUCUCAGCCACAAGAUGUACGGACCAAUACGUCUUAUAUAUAGUACAAAAUAUAUGUUGUGCAUUGAGUAGAAACUGUUUUAUUUAUUCAUAAUAUUCAUAUUAAAUAAUUGUCGAAAAAGACAUUUAAAAGCUUUUCAUAAGUUUCUACCCUGUUGUCUGAUAGGUUAAAUGGUUUGUUUAUUUCCUAUGUCUAACCGAUCAUUUGGUGGCGACACAAAUAGUAACUUGUAUGUUUAUGUACAGACGCGUAUAUAAUCAAUCAGCAAGGAAGGAUACAGGUGCUUUGUGAUUUUAGCAAUAGUAAGUACAGUACCUGGUUUAUCCUGUAGCAAUAGUUAACUGUUGUGACGCCGGAAAUUGGAGUGUAAACUUAAAAAAAAUUAACAUGUCCGUCCAUUAAAAAACGACAACAGUUUAAAUGUCAACGAUUGGGUAUGAUUCGAAGGAGCUAAGCCUACUAAUAAUUUCUGGACAGAGCCUUAAUGAGCCACCAAAAUAGAAGCCGUUUAAUAACGUUAGUCAAUUUUAGUUUACUGUAUUUAGUUAAACUAGGUUUGGUUGGUCAGGGAAGACCCCACGAAGUCUUCCUCUAGAUUGUACACAGUCGAGGCUACUUACUUCAUGGACAUUAUACUGUUAUUAUAUAGUAAGUUUGCGC
Molecule: messenger RNA, 2703 nt
Organism: Homarus americanus (American lobster)
Lineage: Eukaryota; Metazoa; Arthropoda; Malacostraca; Decapoda; Nephropidae
Product: keratinocyte proline-rich protein-like
Exons: 7
Coding region: 379-1065 (228 amino acids)
Source: RefSeq, a predicted model, not a curated record